Molecule: messenger RNA, 6526 nt
Organism: Rhipicephalus microplus (southern cattle tick)
Lineage: Eukaryota; Metazoa; Arthropoda; Arachnida; Ixodida; Ixodidae
Source: RefSeq, a predicted model, not a curated record
AACAAGGGAAAUCUAGGAGGCUGUGCAUCAACAAAUGGCGGUCACAGCAAUGCCACAGCCGCUGCAGCUUUGCACAAGUCCUUAGCAUUCAGCAUAAGCACGGUGAACGUGUUUUGGACCUCGUUUUGCACUGCUUGUGCGCCGAUAAUACGUUGGUGACAGUAACAACAUCCAUAUGCCUACAGUAUGAACGGCAUGCACUCACUGCAAGAAAGACUGGCCCGCUUGGACCUUGAACGCAACUGCUCACAGUCGGUGUCAAAGGACAGCUGUUGGCUAUGCGACGACCUCGAAAAGUGGAAUGCCGUGCUGAACCCCAUGAACCUUCAUCUGAUUGAGUGGAAACUGGGAAAGCUUCAGCUAUGCACACGAGACAGAAUCGUCACCGAGACCUGUUCGAAAAACGUCGAUUUGCGAUACGACGCCGACUAUUUCAUGGCCUGGCUGCCGCGAAAACACAGUUGCGUCGAGGCUAUCUGCAUCACAGAACACCAUCCCUGCCGGCGGAGCUUCAUCACUUACGAAACGAGUGUGAAGCAGCGUGCAUCAAAACUUCGCCACAUAUUCGUCGAAGGUGACACAAGCUACGACUGGGCCUUGCUUUUCGACAACUUAGGUCCCAUUUCAUCGCUUGAAACAUUCAAGCUUCACAAUGUACGUGUAAGCGAUGGCUUUGGCGCAAAGGUGGGCGAAAUUCUCUCCACCAGUCGUGCAACUGUCGACACCGUCACCCUGUCGAAGGCUGAAUUCACCGGCGCCGCCUCAGAAGCCAUCGUGAGUGGACUAUCGAAAUGCAAGAAGCUCAGAAAACUUUCGUUCAGUCCGAACCUGAACACCAGUGCACUGAGAAGCAUGGCCAAGCUGUUGCGAUCAUCAAAGACCCUGGAGAAACUCCAGGUGCAGUCAGAGCGCGAGAGCAACAUGUACUCCUCGGAAACCCGUUACCGGAUAAACGAACUAGAAAUGUCGUUGGCAGUAGCCACCCUUUUAAAGCAGAGCACAUCACUUGUUGAGCUGCAUUACCAGGCAUCUAAGGAACCCCUCGUUAACGUUCUGAUGGCUGUCGAAGCCAGUGACUUGCUCAGACACCUUGUAAUCAUUGGCGACGAUUACAAGGUUAACUACAUCGACCAAACUAUGGCUGAUUUGCUAGAAUCUGUGCUGUUGAAGAACCGAAGUCUCCGUUCACUGACGGUCAAGUGCUUCAAGAUGCUUCACGGUGUUGCCGCACAUGUGUCCAGGGGGCUGCAGAGAAACACGACUCUUGAGACUCUCGAUGUGUCGCAGUGCUGUAUGGACGCGUCUGAGGUGCAAGUCCUCUGCAACACUCUCAAACAGAAUACGACGUUGCUCAAGUUGAUGAUCGAAGCCCACUCGGGAUCGAAGAGUGAUAGGUUGGCCCUGUAUGCCGAUUUAGACAAGAACGGGUGGUACAGUCGCGUCUACUUUCCAAACAUCGACGUGGUCACCCAAGGGCUCGUCACCUCCGUGUCAGAACCAGCCCUGUGUCCCGCCGACUUGCAUCUCAUGCUCGAUCAGGACACUGGUGCAUCUUUUGUAGCCCUGUGCAAAACAUUGAGUGCAAGUCACGCCGUAAAGCACCUAAGCUGUCACCUUCAAUGACGCUCAGCACCUGCACAUGACGGCCCUGUUGAUCUUGCUCGAGGAGAACAAGUCAUUCCAAUCCGUCACGCUGCACGAGAGCUUCUUGGACUCCAACUGCGCCGCAAUGGUGGCACAGGGCCUCGCUGCGAACGACUCCGCACUAGAACUCACGCUGGAAUGCCGCGAGCUGAGCAACAUGUCCGCAGAACUCAUUCGUUGUUGCUGGAGUCCAACGAGAGCCUGUGCACUUUCCACCUGUCGAGCUUACCCCAAAUGGAACCCGAACAGCUCAACGCCGUGUCUCACGGACUCGUCGAGAACAAGUUCAUCACCGAUGUGCGCAUGAACCCCACGACACUGUCCGCGAUGGCUGCUGUUCAGAGGAACCUGACGUGCCUGCACCGUGCAGUUCGUUUUGUGUUGAGGCGGAACAUAGGCAAGCGGUUCGCCGAGUCGUUUGAGCUCCUCGAGUCAAAAGCCGUCGUUGAUUUUGGCAUUGCAGUCGGAGGCUGAGAUGAACGAAGUGGAAGCGGCAUGUGCCGUCAAGGCAGCCAGGCAUUUCCUUCACACAAACUACCUUUUUAUCAACUGCGUUGUCCGCCACAAGUUGGAGUGCUACCCCGAACAACGCACACAGAUCGACAAGCUUGGUCCUGACUGUUGGGCUGCUAUCGCAAAGCACUUAAAAGUGAGCGACGUCUUAUCCCGCGAUGCUUGAACUCUAGUUGUUGGCAUUAGGUAAAGUUGGUGCCGUGGCAUAGUACAUCUUAAGGGGACACUAAAGAGAAAAACGAUUUUUCUUGUAUAAGUAAAUUACUCUUCCACAAUACUGAAAUUACGCCGCUCGCUGCGAGAACACGCUUGGUAAGCGAGAAAACGCACAAAAGAAAAUGUGGGUAGCGACACCACCUUCAACUUCCAGCACCUAUCACCGUGGUGUCGUAGAUUUUGACAGUGUCUGCUAGGAUGUACAGCCUUUCUAAUUGGUAAAAUGUAAAUACAUUGCCCUCUUAGGGAGCCAGAGACUUGAAAGAAGCAACCCCAAGGUCCAAAAAUUUUAAUGAAGAGAAAUAUGCAGCGCUUUCAGUAGGUGAACAUGCUGACCCCCAUAAUCUUGCGAACACAUGCUAUAAAAGAAGUUAAGGGGGUUAGAACAUGCACUUCAGCCGGUUUCAAAUUUUCGCGCGAAUGCUUGCCACCUUUCUCCGUCAAGGAGUAGCCUGUCGUCGUGACUCCGCCCACUUCGCAAUGCGACACGACGUCUGCGGCACAUCAUCGGCACGCAACUAACGACCGUGCGGGUCUUUCCUCACUUGGGCACUUUGCAUAGCAACGUGGGCAGCAAACAGCGAGCAAGGAGCACUUUUUGCCUCGGAGUAAAGUAGUGAGACACCUCUUUAUCUUCAGGGCUUUCGUUCUGACAAAACCACUUCUCUCGAAGUCUCGGGCUCUACAAAACGGCAGCACAGAAAAAUUAAAAUGCGGACUGCGCGGCUGGAACUGCAUCGCUACAGGGCCAAAGUGCUGUUUCGUAGGGCAAGAGGACCAGUCGGCGAGCUCAGUGAUGCUGUAACAUUUCCCACGGCCAAGCUUUCGUCAGACUGCGCAUAUCAGGGGGAUCGGUCAGGCGAGGGAAACAAGUGCGGGAUUGCUUUUCAAAACGGAGGGGCGGUGUGGCGCGCAGCGCUGUAAUAUUUGGCAAAUGUGAUCGCCGCGGUCUACUGUACGAAUUGGCGAGCUUGUUUGGAAAUGUAAAAAAGAAAAAGUUGGAGCCUGUUUGCUGGCCCUUCAACGUGUGAAGUUUCAGGAAAUUUCAUAGUGAUGAUGUUGCAAAAUACAAAAUAUACACUAUGAAAUCUGUACGCGCAGAGACUUCCAGCAUGAAAAUCAAAAUUCAAACUUUGACCUUGAUUUUCUCUUCUAUUGAGAAACAUAUGAUGACAAAAUUAACAUCAUUAGAGUUUUCGGAGCAUAAUACAUCCAUCAAAACCAAUUCAUUGUUUCACUUUAGUGUCCCUUUAAAUGAAUACGUAUUAAUGAUGAACGCUCACUUAUCCAAUCAAAACUGUUGUUCCUGUCUUUGUUUACGUUAGCCACAAUGUUACAAUCUCUACUUGCAGGUGAAUGUUUCUAGCAUUUUUUUUUAUUUAACUGGGAACUGCCAUUGCAUUGAUGUGUUAUACUGCGCCAUCAACGACGUAAGCUCACAAAGGGAAGAGCAUAUAUCAAACGAUUCAAGGAAGGCACCCAUUGUCUACUUACUGCUGCAUAUUCAAGUACAAACUGACGUUAGAUGCGAGUCUGUCAAAAAAGAAACCAGUGCACAAAGUAAAACAGAGAUAUUUUCCUCUUGUGUUCAUGUUCCAGAAAACUGCUGCUUCAUAGUUCACUUGCAUCUCUCGUCUGCACGUAUGUAUUCAUGUGUGUGCAUACUCAUGUACAUAGAUGUUAAGAAUUGGUUUAAGUGUUUAGCCUAUUAUGGCUAAGUUAUGUAUUGUACUCCACUCUAGUGUGGCAUGCUUAAGAAAAGAAUAAUGGAGAAUCCAUUGGCAUCGCGCUUGGUUGAAAAGCUGUAACAUUCAGAUGGUCUUUAGGACUUCUUGGGGUACACAUUCUAUUAGUUCGUGUUGCAUUGUUUUGCUGUAAUCGGUGUACUACAAUGUUAAUUACAGCACAGUGCACAUAUGUACAUAUGUGUGUGCAUACCUCAAACAGUGGACAACCUGCAACAGGAAACAAAGCUGCAGUGUGGAGCCGCGUACCAACAACCUGGGAAAUUUUCUCACGGCAGCAUUUUACUAUAGCCACAUAUAGUCUUUGUUAUCCAACAUGUUGUUGGAAUAACUGAAUAAACUCAAACAAUGUGAAGUUAUCCUACAAGUUUGCUUUAGCUGGAGAACCCAGUUCUCAGGUGGUGCUUUCAAGUUUCAUUCAAGGGGGGAAUGUAUGACAGGAGAUCUUGGGAAUGCACGCACUCUCGGCCUGUUUUUCAUUAUGUGAAAUUAGCUUACUUAAGCAAAACCUAUGUACCUGUUCCUGCAUGAUAUUGAACUGCUUUUUUUUUUCUUAACUUCUGCUGAGGCAAAGAGAUUUGCAGCAUCAAGCAGAAGUAAGCGUCCUUUGAUGUCAUCAUCAUCAUCGGCCUGACUAAGCCCAUUGAAAGGCCCUGCAGAGGGCGUAGUCAGGCUGAAGAUGUCAUCAAUUGUAAUCACAUGAACAGAUGUAUUGCUCAACUUAUAUUGUAUACAUUAUUUUAUCUGCCUCCCCACCUCACAUUUGGUCCUCACACUUGGAAAUGAAUCUUUUUGCGGUGUCCUUAUAUGUUACUGCUGUAUUGAUAGGCUGUCAUCAUGUGCAGAUGUGGAUCCAAUUGAAUGCAACCUAACCUAAUAUUUUCUGUGCACAGCACUAGUGUACGGCACGUGUCAAUCUUCCCAGAUACUCUUGCAUUGCUGUUUCUGGGGUGCGAUUCUCAACGCAUCCACUUUGGCCUUCUCCGAUUGGCUGGAGCUCAGCAAACAGUGCUUCCCCUCCCCCAUUCCCACUCCUUCCGCAACAUCAUGUUUGGCACAAAGCUUUCAGAAGCUCGACACAAACGAGAAACACUGAAUGUGUUUCACCGCAACUAAUGCUUACCGCCAGAAGCUCACUUCUUGACGCACAUCUUGGAGUCUGUGCAUGAAUCGUAAUCACGUUAGCCCUUGAAUUAGGUGUAACACAGCUGCCUGCCUGACGUACCUGGAAAGAGAGAGAGAACUCGUCAUUGAAAGGCAGAGAAUUUAGCCGGCUUGUGUAUCGCUAUCCUGCUACUCUGCGUGGCAAAGGGGAUUGGGGACUGAAAGGCAGGGAGAGAGAAAAAGAUAUAUUAAAAGUUAAUAUGGAAAAAAAAUAAUAUACAGCGAGUUUCUUGUCUCUUGGACUUAUUACGAGUUUUCAAGGUGCCACUGCAGUUUGUCAACUGAUCGACACUGUCUAAAUACUUAUGCUGGUACGCAUUUCUUGCAUUGUUCCGAAACAUCUCAACAUGAUCAUACGCAAGCUUAGGCUAGUCAAUUGUGUUUUUUUUUCGCUGCAUAUUUUAUACACCUUCUUUUUAUGCUGAGAACGUGCAUGCAGGUUCAGUGCAGCAAUGUGGUCAAAAGUGCCAUGACGUCGCCACCCCCCCCCCCCAUGCAUGCACUCGGCCUAAGUCGAGAAUCGUUUCCCUAUUCUCUUGCUCUGAAGUGGCAAGAAAGGCUGUGCAAUUAUUGUAGCAAGCCAUGUUCGGCAUUAGAUCUUCAGUCCUACAGCAUGAUCAGUUGGCCUCUGUAUUUUAAAAUAGCUUUGUUCCUCUUUGUAUGAAGUCAAACUAACGAAAAGAUGGACUACUGGUGUGCCCAUAUUCCUCAGGAAAUAUAUUACAUCGAGGGCCAAGAUAGGUGUAAGAUGGCACGCUUGAAUUGCCAUGCUUCAAGUACAAAAAAAUGUCGUUAGACUGCUCACCUAGAUAUAAGUAAGUUUACUGCCAUAAUUGAUCAUAAGCACCAGUACAGUCACAAUUAUCAGUGACCAUAUUAAAGUCUGCCUCUUCGACCACCUCCCUUGAAAAAAAAAAAAAAAAUGUGGAUCCAUGGUUGCAUAUGCCUAGUGUACAAAAAUAAAUUGUCCAACCUUAGUCUGCCUAGCAGUUCAUUUUGCUGUGUUGAAUGGUAUGAAUUAUCCAGCGGAUUAGCAAAUAUUAUAUAUAACAUAUGUUGCAAUUGAUUACUACAGGUUUUUACAAAGCAUAUGUUGUGAUUGAUUACAUCAAGCGAUGUAUUUUUUACGUACUGUCAAAAAAGAGGUUUUAUGUUGAACCUUCCGUCUUGUUCACCAGUUGAAUCUUUGUUUAUAGUAAUGAUAUUGUUGUACUAUUAAAAGCCUCGUCACCUUGACAUUCGCA